GCGAAGCGGCGUUGCUAGCUCAAGGAAGUGAGGAACCGAACGGACAACAGAAAAUGCAGACGUCUUUUUAAAAUGCAUACCUGUUACCUUUCGGUUUGGAGAUUUUGGGAUCGGUCUCCUUCAUGACUGAAAACGAUCAAUAUGGUUGGUUGAUGAACUUCGACGCAAUUGACUAGCUAACGUUCAAGUAGCUAACGUUGGCUAGUUGGAAACAUUGGAUUUAAGGGUUGGGCUGUUGUGGCUGACGAUAUGGGUAGCUAGCUAGCUUGUUAGCUUGCUAGCUAGUUUUAUGCAGUCAGCGCUGUUAUCUUCGCAGAAAAAGUUUUGAUAUCUUUCAAACUAAAGAAAGAUGUCUAGCCUUCAAAAAUCGAACGCCAAAUAUCUGUGGUGGACCCUCCUGGGUCUUGGAUUUCAGCCCGAAGUCGCCUCUGCCUCCAAAGGCAUAAGCAAAGCCAAUGUUCGCCACGUAUCUCUGGGAAUGAAUAUGUUUGACACGCCUAACAAGGAUGCCUUCUACAUGGUCACCCACUUCUUAUUAGAAAAACUAGAUUCUGCACGUGUCCACGAGGUGUUCAGGUAUUGCUGGCCAGUUCUGGAUCGUAAGGCCGAUGCUGAAUUUCGUAAAGCGACUGUCACUUGGUUCCGAGACAUUGCGGCAGAACCUGGCAGUUCCUUUCCGAAAGUGGUGCCGUCCUUGUUUCUUUCACCUGGAGGCCCCAAGUUCAUCAAUGUGAUGCUUCACUUAGCCAAGCAUGUCAUGCUGCAGGAGAUGAAGACCUUUUCCACAGACAACACCUGGAUUCCGGAAACUGCAGCCACCAAAGCUCACUCGGUGGAGACUGCCGUGUUGAGGUUUCAGGUGGUGAAGACCAGGUUUCAGAGAGCCGCGGUAGAGCAGGACAGGGUUGUGCAGGAGUACCAGCGCAGAGCCCAGGCUCUGGUAAAAUCAAUGAGGGCUUUGAGAGCUGAGGAUGCCAAAUAUGAAGGUUUACUGAAAGGACAUACGGAAAUUGAAAAGGAGAGAUCUCUUCCGUCUGAAAAACUUCAAAAGGUUCGAUCCCUGUGGGCGGAUGUUAACAAAAUCCUGUCCUCUCUGGAAGAGGAGAGGAAGGUUGUGGACUGUGUUGUGAAAGGACAUGUUGACCAGUAUAUCUUGGAUGGGACAAAUGUCACCCUGAAGAUCCCCAAAACUCUGCUGGAGCGGGUUGAAAGCUCUGCUUACUCGUCAAGCGCGGGGAAUGUGUACGAGGCGGGCCAGCUCAACCUGUUGCGCCUCCUGGAGUUGCUGAAUGAGGCGCUACGGCACCUGGAGCAGGAGCAUGCCCAGGCAGGAAAGGGCACCCUGCAGCUGGACCUGCCCCAGAUGGAGGAGAAAGCACUGCAGCUGAAACGCACCCUGGAGGCCCUCAAACUCAUGAGGAAGAGGAUUACCAAGGAGGAGAUCCCUGAAGUGAAGGCGUCUAUUAAGAAGAUGGAGACUGCGUGGGACAGCAGAUGGGCAGACUGUCUGAGGCAGAGGCCCUUGACUUCAUUCCUUAACGAGGACCCUGCACUUGACUUCCUCUCCCCAAUGGCACCUCUGUCCUUUGAACCCGCUGCUGAGGUCAACUUCAAGUCCAGCAUCUUCUCACAGUAUGCAGCCAAGCUGCCUGCCUCUCCACCAUCCCCACCCCACCACAUAGUGGAAUCGGCCAAGGAGGAGCCUCCAGACAAACACCCUGAUUCUUCAGGGGAUUCUGGGAGAAAAACUGCAGACCUACAAAGUCCUGUCCAGCAACCUAGUGAAAUACAAGUUCCCACUUCUGCUGUUUCUUCAAGACCCUCACCACCUCCCAAAACUCCUUCUCCAAGCCCUGUGCAGGCCAGUGGAAAGGAGACUCCCAUGGUGGAAGACAUACAACCGGAGAUUGCUGAUGUGAACAAAAAAGCCAGUAUCCUGGAUAGGGAAUUUGACAACCUGGCAAACCAGUUUGCAGAAGCUGUCACAAACAACUCCACUGACUACAGCAGGAGAGGUUGGGAGCUGGAGGACCUGCUUGGUACCCUAUCGGACCCCUUCUCCACCAGAAAGCAGCUUCCACGCACCCCAGAUAGCCUCAUUUCAGAAGUGAAAAAUUCCUGGAGGCAAGCAGUCAGGGAGGGAGAGGCCGAAAAGGCCCGGCUCUCUGAAAAGGCAGGAGACCGCACUGCAAAAGCUCAUACCCCGCUGCUGGAGGGUAUGGAGGCUCUUCCCAGCACGGACGAGUCCCCCCUGAGCAGCGGGCUGGUGCAGCUGGGGGAUUCUGACAAGGGCCUCGCGGGCACUCCCUGCGUCACGCAGCACAGGGAGUCCCUGCACUCUACCCUGUCCUGGCACUCCUCCCAGCUGGAGGCCACUCAGGGCCAGAGCAGCGGCGACGUCAUCCAGUUCGGGAUCGACUUCGAGACCCUGCCGGAGCUGGGCGACGACAGCCCGCUAGGCUCGAGCUACGAGGCCCUGGAGGCCACCGGGGCCACGGAGGAAGACGACGAGCUCGUCCUCCCGCACAUCCUGUCCAACACCACAGAGCGAGAGAGCGGGUCGAGUUCCACGCGCAGCAGGUUCGAAGAGAUCCGGAAAGCCUACGACGAGGCCUCCUUCAUUGACUGCAGGGUAAAGACGCCUGAGCCGCUGCCGCCUCGGAAUGCUGCGGAAACCCCCGAGGCUGUGGGCUGGGAGACCGGCGACAAGGUGUUCUCCCUUGACCUGGCCGGGCUGGAGAGUCCCUCCCUCCCCAGCACUGAGCUUCUGAGCCUCCCCAAGCUGAUCACCUUCUCUCCCGUGGAUGACUUCAUUCCUUAACACAAGUUUAUACAGAGGUUACUCCAAGAUGGCUAAAAAGACAGACCACUCUUAAAUGGGCAAAAUACACAUGCGUGAAGCCUUUAGUCUUCUUGCAUGUAGUGUUUUUGUUGAAUAAAGCAAUUACUUCCUCUGCUGAAAAGGAUAUUAGGUCUUUUUAACAUACCUCUUUCUGACUGAAGCUUGUCUUAGAUCUGGAGAUAUGCUGUAAAUUCUGCACUGUACUCUUAAUCCUAUUUAACAUAGCCGAUUUUCCUAAAGAAAACAUUUUAACCCAUUAAUUUCUAGCCUUG
This is a messenger RNA of Megalops cyprinoides (Indo-Pacific tarpon), 3114 nucleotides long. RefSeq names its product HAUS augmin-like complex, subunit 6 (gene haus6). The record is from RefSeq and is a predicted model, not a curated record. Gene Ontology annotation, biological process: spindle assembly. The coding region runs from base 350 to 2821 and encodes 823 amino acids. Gene Ontology annotation, molecular function: microtubule binding. Gene Ontology annotation, cellular component: HAUS complex; mitotic spindle microtubule. The transcript is spliced from 16 exons. Lineage: Eukaryota; Metazoa; Chordata; Actinopteri; Elopiformes; Megalopidae.